AUGGUGCAGCAGGCUGCGCAUGGUGAGCCGCUGCUGCUCCAGCCGCAGCCGCCGCCGUCUCUGGUGUUCGACGCGGCCCGUCUGAGCGGCCUGUCCGACAUCCCGCAGCAGUUCCUGUGGCCCGCGGACGAGAGCCCCACCCCGGACGCCGCCGAGGAGCUGCCCGUGCCGCUCAUCGACCUCUCCGGGGACGCCGCCGAGGUGGUCCGCCAGGUGCGCCGCGCCUGCGACCUGCACGGCUUCUUCCAGGUGGUCAACCACGGCAUCGACGACGCGCUCCUGCAGGAGGCGCACCGCUGCAUGGACGCCUUCUUCACGCUCCCGCUGUCCGACAAGCAGCGCGCGCAGCGGCGACAGGGGGACAGCUGCGGCUACGCCAGCAGCUUCACGGGCCGCUUCGCCUCCAAGCUGCCAUGGAAGGAGACGCUGUCGUUCAGGUACUCGGCGGCCGGCGAGUCGGACCAGGACCUCGUAGUCGCCUACUUCGUCGACAAGCUCGGCGAGGAGUACCGCCACCACGGCGAGGUGUACGGCCGCUACUGCUCCGAGAUGAGCCGGCUGUCGCUGGAGCUGAUGGAGGUGCUCGGGGAGAGCCUGGGCGUGGGCCGCCGACACUUCCGCCGCUUCUUCCAGGGGAGCGACUCCAUCAUGCGCCUCAACUACUACCCGGCGUGCCAGCGGCCCUAUGACACGCUGGGCACCGGACCGCAUUGCGACCCCACCUCGCUCACCAUCCUCCACCAGGACGACGUGGGGGGGCUCCAGGUGUUCGACGCCGCCACCCAAAGCUGGCGCUCCAUCAGGCCCCCACCCGGGCGCCUUCGUCGUCAACAUCGGCGACACCUUCAUGGCGCUCUCCAACGGCCGCUACAGGAGCUGCCUCCACCGCGCCGUCGUCAACAGCCGGGUGCCCCGCCGGUCGCUCGCCUUCUUCCUGUGCCCGGAGAUGGACAAGGUGGUGCGCCCGCCCGCGGAGCUGGUGGACGACGCCAACCCGAGGGCGUACCCGGACUUCACGUGGCGGACGCUGCUGGACUUCACCAUGAGGCACUACAGGUCCGACAUGAGGACGCUCGAGGCAUUCUCCAACUGGCUCACCACCCAUGGCGGACACCUCCAGGUCUCAUCACCUCCAUGAUCGAUCGGCGUCUGCGGCGUCACCCCAAAUACUAG
Miscanthus lutarioriparius is the source of this 1173-nucleotide messenger RNA. NCBI's taxonomy places the organism in Eukaryota, Viridiplantae, Streptophyta, Magnoliopsida, Poales, Poaceae. The record is from the annotation of a GenBank genome assembly.